UUAUUCGUUGUCGUGUCGUUCUCAUGUUUAGUGCUUUGUGCCUAUAUUUUGAAUAUUAAUUACAUUUCGUCAAGUAUAAUUAUUUUGGCAACGCAUUUACUAAAUUCUCUAACGUAAUUUUUCAAUUAAAGUUACAUUAUUUGCAGCUUCUGAAAUUCAAUAUCUUUGUGUUUUAUUGCAAAAAUAAAUUAAAACAGAUAAAAUGGAACGCAAUAAUGGCCGUUAUCAAUACCUUCGCCGUCAAGGACAACAACAUCAUAACCAGUCCUCAUCAUCGUUGUCUUCAUCUUCAUCAUCUUCACUGUCGUCUACGUCGAAUAAUAACCACAACUCUGACAAUCAUCGCAACUAUUCCUCAUCAUCUUCACAAUACUCGAAUUCGACCACAACACCAUAUUCAUCACAAUCCACAGUAUCCCGCGAGCCACUAACACAGCAUGAUGAAUUGAUACGAUACAUCAAUGAAGCAUGGAAUAAGGUAAAUUCAGAGGGGUCGCCUAAAGUAUAUUGCAACGAAUCAGACCAGUUAAAGAACUUCAAGCCAUUCAAUUUAGAAGAGUACUCGGGUCAACGAUUAGUGCAAAGUAAUUUAAUAAAUCUUUCUCACGGACAUCAAUAGACAACACAUCAUCUAGAUACAUUGACAUUUGUUUUAUAUUAAAAAAGGAAAAUAACUAAAUUAAAAAAAAAAAAACAAAAAAAAUAAAUAUUAAAUUUUGUGGAUGAGCAAUACAAUAGACGCCGUCUACUAAGUGCAGCAGUAACUUAAAAUUUGACAAAUAUAAACAAAACCUAAAGUAAAUAACGUUUGAAUCAUUUACAAUAAAAAUUAUUAAAAUCAAAAAAAUAUUAAUCACACAUAUACAGGGUGCGCUAAAUGUUAACAUUGCACUUGUGUUAAAUUGUAAUUCAGUUAAAGUUGAAGCAAAUUAAAAAAUUUGAUUUUUGUAAGCAGUAUUUU
This is a messenger RNA of Teleopsis dalmanni, 961 nucleotides long. Its product is annotated as nuA4 complex subunit EAF3 homolog. Bases 203 to 619 code for a protein of 138 amino acids. The transcript is spliced from 4 exons. The record is from RefSeq and is a predicted model, not a curated record. Lineage: Eukaryota; Metazoa; Arthropoda; Insecta; Diptera; Diopsidae.